AUAGAGGAAUGGGAGGAAUGGAAGAUAUGUUUACACGAGAGUUAACCCUAGAUAGUUGUAAUAAAACAUUAACGUUUUAUCAAAGGGUAGUUGGUGAUGUAAGUAGCGUAGUGUGGGAUGCAUCCAUCGUUUUAGCAAAAUAUUUAGAUACAUUAGCUGCAAUCGACAGAAAUGGAAUUAAUUGGCUAUGUGGCAAAAUAGUCUUAGAACUUGGAAGUGGCCUCGGAUGUGUGGGGAUGACUGCUGCUUGCCUUGGAGCACAAGUUUAUUUGACUGAUUUAGAAUCUGCUCUACCCAUGUUAAAAUACAAUGUUAAAAUGAAUGAAAAAUGGAAGGACUCUGGAGGUAGCGUUAUAGUUCAGGCUCUAGAUUGGUGCACAGAUUUAUCAUUGAACACUAAACCAGAUCUUGUGGUUCUUGCCGAUUGUGUUUAUUAUAAAGAGUCCAUUAAACCAUUACUGGAUACUUUAGAUACAAUUUGUAAAGGAGACAAACAUUCGGAAAUAAUAUUUUGUCAGGAAGAACGCAAUACUCCGGGACAAAUUCCAAUAUGGCAAGAGUUUAUAGAUCAGUUGAAACUGAGAUUUAAUGUUGAACGUAUCCCAUUAUCUGAACAACAUCCAGUAUAUUGUAGUUCGGAUAUUCAUUUAAUGAAACUGUCGAAAAUUUAGUUGAAUAAAAUGUACAAAAGAUUUUUAGA
This is a messenger RNA of Orussus abietinus, 700 nucleotides long. RefSeq names its product protein-lysine methyltransferase METTL21D. The coding region runs from base 9 to 671 and encodes 220 amino acids. Gene Ontology annotation, biological process: peptidyl-lysine methylation. NCBI's taxonomy places the organism in Eukaryota, Metazoa, Arthropoda, Insecta, Hymenoptera, Orussidae. Gene Ontology annotation, cellular component: cytosol; cytoplasm. The record is from RefSeq and is a predicted model, not a curated record. Gene Ontology annotation, molecular function: protein-lysine N-methyltransferase activity. The transcript is spliced from 3 exons.